Cottoperca gobio is the source of this 3405-nucleotide messenger RNA. Its product is annotated as clathrin heavy chain linker domain-containing protein 1-like. The record is from RefSeq and is a predicted model, not a curated record. The coding region runs from base 262 to 2082 and encodes 606 amino acids. NCBI's taxonomy places the organism in Eukaryota, Metazoa, Chordata, Actinopteri, Perciformes, Bovichtidae. The transcript is spliced from 12 exons.
AGCGGGUGAAGCCAGAAAGUUAGCAAACGCAGAUAUAUUCUCUAAAUAUUAGAAUUUGUGGUCGUUUAGUGUUUUAUUUGUGUCUACCGUAUCGUAUUUAUUAAGUCGUUAAUAGUCUUUAAUGUAUAUUGGGUCGUAUUUAACAGAAGGAAGCCGCCAAAUCUUUUAAUGUCUGGGUACAUUUUCGCGGUAACCAUAGCAACGCGACCGAAGAGCACAGGAACUUCAGUUCUGAACAGCAGAAAGUUGGAACCGUAAUAUAUGUGUAAAACAACAAUGUCCGAGCCUCAACACUACAGCAGUUCAUCUUCAAGAACAGAAGAAAGAAGUUUAACGCCGGACAUUUUGAUUUCUGAGAGUGAUGAACGGUUGUUCCGGUCUCUGGAGGAGUUUAUCGAGCAGGAGAAACGGUACCUGAAGUGUCCCGAACAGGGACCGGACGAACUCCGGUAUAUCGUCUACAGCUGCGUGUUUAAUAAGGUGAUUGGCCGAGCGACGGCCUAUAAGAGACUUCUGCUGACCAUAAAGACGGAGUACGACGAUGUAGUCAGGGAGCUGCAGAGGAGGGAGGAUGAGGCCAGGGCGGCUCGGCGGACGCUGGCGGCCUCGACCUCGCUUCCAAAAUCAGUGAUAACCUGCCAGAGACGAGCCGCCCACCUGAGGGACAGAAUCUGCGUCGUUCAGAGAGAAACAACAGAACUUCAAGAAGAGAUGAAAAGACAGAAACCCUCUGAAGAGCAGAGCAUGUGGAUACCUGGUUUGACGGUAGCUGAAUCAGAGGAUCCCGAGGCUCUGGACGGACACAUGAAGCAUCUCGAAGCCCAGAGAGCUUCUCUCCUGGAGAGGAAGAGUCGCUGCGUCUCUCUGGAGGUCAAAGCUCAGCUGCACACUGAGCUGCAUGCUGAGCUGCAGGCCUCCGAGCACCGCAGAGACCAGCUGAGCUCCAACAACCACCAACUGAAAGUCCUGUACAAGCGUCUGAGGUUAGUGUCCGACCUUCUGUCCAGCUGGGAGCACGAGGAGCAGCAGAUUCCUCUGGAAGAACUUCUGGGUUCCACGCUGGAGGACCUCAGACAGACCAGCGUGACGGACGAUGAAGGCCGCAUCAUCGUCGCCGAACUGUUUGAGCACGAAGAGCCCACUGGCAUCGACGAGUCCAAACACCUGGCAGAUCACCUGGACAGGUUCAUCGAGCUCUUUGAUUCGGCUCAGUAUGAGGACGCUGCUUUCCUCGCUGCCAGAUCUCCCCGAGGAGUCCUGAGGAACCUCGACACCAUGGAGAUGUUUCAAGGUGUGAAGGGGCCCCUGGGGUCUCCCCCCCCUCUCCUCCUCUUCCUCCAGGCCCUGCUGAUGACCACCUCGGUCGGCGAGGAGCUGCCGGCUGCUCUCUCCCUGCAGCUCGUUCACUGUGCGCUGCGGCACGGCGCCACACAGCUCGUCACACACGCCUUCAACAACAACAAACUGACCUUCUCUGAGGAUCUGGGCGACGUCCUGACUGAGCACGCUCAGAAGAACCCCGGCGUGGCAGACGUGUGUCUGGCAUUUGCCACCAACGUCUACGAGGCCUGCAGGCUGGACAGGAAGACCGCACUGAGCAUGUGCAGGAGAGGCUUGAUACACAGCGCUGCCGAUUUCAUGAACCACUGCGAUGACCUCACAGCAGAGGACUGUCUGUGGGUUCUGUGUCUCUCUCCCAGCCUCGUCUUGCUCCAGCUGUUGACGGCGCCUCAGCAGGGCCGUGCGGCCAUCUUGUCGGUGAGCGUGUCCUGCUCCACUCUGCUGGCUGACCCUCAGCAGCAGCAGCAGCAGCAGCAGCAGCAGCAGCAGCAGCAGCAGCAGCUCGCUCUGCAGCUCCUGGACAGCUUUGUCAGCGGAGGACGAGGGGCUUUGGAGGACGCCAUCCUGCAGGACCGCAGCGCUUCAGUGGACGUUUGGGACAACGUGGCGUCUCGGUGCUCCGAGCUGAACCGGGCCGACCUGAGCCGGGCCGUGCUGUCCGUCCUGCUGGACCAGAGUGGGACCAGAGUCCUGACCCCGGCCCUGCAGGGGGGCCGACUCAUGGAGCACGUCUUCCUGUGAAAGAUGGGAGUUUGUGUCUGCUGAUGAAGACCACAGGUUGUUGCUGAAAGCUCCACAAAAUGUUACAGUAAGUGCCAAGAAAUGAAAAUUCACGUAAUGGAUUAGGAUUACUCUAUUAUCAAAGUACUGAUUACAGAACAAAGAUGUGUUAGUGGAGGAUAAUCACACUAAUACAUCUAAUACAAUUGAUAAUUAAAAGAGAAAAAUAAAUAAAUCUGCCCUAGGUGGAGUUAUAAAUAAUUUAAAAAGUUAGAUUCAUCCACAUUUGGUGUGUGUGAGAUUGAGUGAGAAUAAAGUACAGUGUGUUCAUGGCACAUGACGGAACAUGUAUCCCAGUGAGUAUCAGCAGACUCCCUGUCCCUCUCACAUUAUCGUAUGUUGAAGCAGCCAUAUAUACUUACACACACAUAUAUUCACAUGUUAUAUAUAGGCUCCGGCCUGUCAUCAGUAUGCUGUGUAACUCUACACCUCUGGAGCUGAAGCCCGGCUCCUCUACAGCUUCAUGCUUCACCCUCCAAAAACACAUUUUCACCUUCAACUCCCUCAGAAGAAACUUUAAUGAGCUGAUGUGGAGAACACGGGCAGCAAAGAGUAUUUAAAAUAAUCAGAGGAAGAUCGUUUGCAGAACAUUUCAAAAUAAAGUGAGAGGCAGGAAAUCUGACUUUAUCUCAACAUUUUACUUUUGUUUAUGAACAUCUACCGGCAGAACUAACGACAUGCACACAUGCAUAACAUUAUUCUGUUAAACUGUUUUAUUUGUUGUUUUUUUAUCAGUUUUCUUACUUUUAUCAUUUGUAUUUUUCAUGUGAAUUAUUCUCUGGUUGAUUUGCUGUUUGUCUUAUUGUUUGGUUGAAAGUAGCUCUAAAACAAGUGUUUCAGGACAGAAUCAGACAAAAUGUCCUUCAGAAAAGCACCAACUAAAUGACAUUUGAACAUAUUUCUUUGGUCUGAAAGCUUCUGAUUUAAAUAAACAUUUGUACCACUUUUAGUCUGUAUGGUAUGUCAGGGUUAGCAGUUUAAGCUACAGUUCCCAGGUUCCCUGAAGGCAGCAUUUCUCUGCAAACAGUUGUGAAACUAUGAUUAGUCAUCCUGCCUCCCCCAUUUCUAAACCUGUAACGCGUGUUCUGUGGUGGAAGGUUAUACAUAGAUCAAGUAUGAACUGUACUAAAGUACACAUUUGAUAUACUUUCUUUGAGUAUUUCCAUUGUAUGCGACUUUCUACUUUUACUACAUUUGAGAGCUUUAGUUACUAAUUGUUUUGCAUAUUACGUCAUCUUCCUGUCAUCUCUCCAAUAUCAAUAUCUAAUAAAGGCUUAAAAAUCU